GCGCUUCUGCCGGGCGCGGGCGGCUCCGGACCGCCAGGGGCCGCUGUGGCACAGCCGGGCAGGCCCGCGCCGUCCAGCCGCGUAUCUCUGGGCCCUCUUGGGCACGGCCUUGCCGGUUUGGCGGGGUGAAAGGUUGCGAAGAUGGCGACGGCCUUGAACGAGGAGGAGCUGGACAAUGAAGACUAUUACUCGUUGCUGAACGUGCGCAGGGAGGCCUCUUCUGAAGAGCUAAAAGCUGCCUACCGGAGGCUGUGUAUGCUUUACCAUCCAGACAAGCACAGAGACCCGGAGCUCAAAUCACAGGCGGAACGACUAUUUAACCUUGUUCACCAGGCUUAUGAAGUGCUUAGUGAUCCCCAAACCAGGGCCAUCUAUGAUAUAUAUGGGAAGAGAGGACUGGAAAUGGAAGGAUGGGAGGUUGUGGAAAGGAGGAGAACCCCAGCUGAAAUUCGAGAGGAGUUUGAGCGGCUGCAGAGAGAGAGGGAAGAGAGGAGGCUGCAGCAGCGUACGAAUCCCAAGGGGACGAUCAGCGUUGGAGUAGAUGCCACUGACCUUUUUGAUCGCUAUGAUGAGGAGUACGAAGAUGUGUCCGGAAGUGGCUUUCCACAGAUUGAGAUUAAUAAAAUGCACAUCUCCCAGUCCAUCGAGGCGCCCUUGACAGCUACGGACACAGCCAUCCUCUCUGGAAGCCUCUCAACCCAGAAUGGGAAUGGAGGGGGCUCCAUUAACUUUGCCCUCAGACGAGUCACUUCCGCAAAGGGAUGGGGAGAGUUGGAAUUUGGAGCAGGAGACCUACAGGGGCCUUUAUUUGGCCUCAAGCUGUUCCGCAAUCUCACACCAAGAUGCUUUGUGACGACAAACUGUGCUCUGCAGUUUUCAUCCCGUGGAAUCCGACCUGGCCUCACCACUGUCCUAGCUCGGAACCUGGACAAGAACACCGUGGGCUACCUGCAGUGGCGCUGGGGCAUCCAGUCAGCCAUGAACACCAGCAUCGUCCGGGACACUAAGACCAGCCACUUCACGGUGGCCCUGCAGCUGGGGAUCCCUCACUCCUUCGCACUGAUCAGCUAUCAGCACAAAUUCCAAGAUGACGAUCAGACUCGUGUAAAAGGAUCCUUGAAGGCAGGCUUCUUCGGGACAGUGGUUGAGUAUGGGGCCGAGAGGAAGAUCUCCAGGCACAGCGUCCUGGGUGCUGCUGUCAGUGUCGGGGUCCCUCAGGGCGUUUCUCUCAAAGUCAAGUUAAACAGGGCCAGCCAGACAUACUUCUUCCCCAUCCAUCUGACGGAUCAGCUUCUGCCCAGUGCCGUGUUCUAUGCCACCGUGGGGCCUCUCGUGGUCUACUUUGCUAUGCACCGUCUGAUCAUCAAACCUUACCUCAGGGCUCAAAAAGAGAAGGACCUGGAGAAGCAGAGGGAGAGUGCUGCCACCGACAUUCUGCAGAAGAAGCAGGAGGCAGAAGCUGCGGUUCGGUUGAUGCAGGAAUCUGUCCGAAGGAUAAUUGAGGCAGAAGAGUCCAGGAUGGGGCUCAUCAUCCUGAAUGCCUGGUAUGGGAAGUUUGUCAAUGACAAGAGCAAGAAGAGCGAGAAGGUGAAGGUGAUCGAUGUGACUGUACCCCUGCAGUGCCUGGUGAAGGACUCGAAGCUCAUCCUCACAGAGGCCUCCAAGGCUGGGCUGCCUGGGUUUUAUGACCCGUGCGUGGGUGAAGAGAAGAACCUGAAAGUGCUCUAUCAGUUCCGAGGCGUCCUGCACCAGGUGAUGGUGUUGGACAGCGAGGCCCUCCGGAUACCAAAGCAGUCCCACCGGAUUGAUACAGAUGGAUAAACUGCUUGAAAACAAGACUUUUAAAAGGCUGCAGAAAAUCUUGUCUACAAAUUUGGAAGCAGGGAAAAAACCCAGACAUCAGACAUUUUUAUUUUACAUUAUUUCCAUAGAAGGUGGUACUGUACCAAUUAUGUGAAGGGCACGCAGACACUUGAGCUUUUGUGGGUGCUGUAGGUAGGACCGAGGCAGCCCCACCCUGGACCAGACCGCAGCAUGGCCCCCAGCUGUCUUCCCAAGGAUCAUGUUCCUGGAAGGGCCCUGGUCUCCAGCCCUCCUGGGUCCCCCCAGGGUCCUCAGCAUGUGUGCUCCCUGCAGCCACUGGUAGUUCUGGUCUCUGUCUGGAGGUCUCUGUGGAACACCCUGCCCCACAGAGGACUGUGACCUACUCCUAAAGUCACACUGGACGUGGGGAGAAAGUGGAAAGGGAGAAAGGCGUCUUACAUGUCGAGGCCCCCAGAUCCGGGGAGCAUCUGUUGGGUCUACUUCCUACCUUCUGCUGCUGAAAUCAUACCAAGUGAAUCUGGAGAGGAUUGUGGGUUUAUAAAACUGCUUUUUAUCUGAGAAAAAA
Messenger RNA from Otolemur garnettii (small-eared galago), 2389 nucleotides. It is a transcript of the gene DNAJC11, whose product is annotated as DnaJ heat shock protein family (Hsp40) member C11. Lineage: Eukaryota; Metazoa; Chordata; Mammalia; Primates; Galagidae. The transcript is spliced from 16 exons. The coding region runs from base 142 to 1821 and encodes 559 amino acids. The record is from RefSeq and is a predicted model, not a curated record. Gene Ontology annotation, biological process: cristae formation.